Mangifera indica (mango) is the source of this 1639-nucleotide messenger RNA. RefSeq names its product 3-ketoacyl-CoA synthase 19-like. Lineage: Eukaryota; Viridiplantae; Streptophyta; Magnoliopsida; Sapindales; Anacardiaceae. Gene Ontology annotation, biological process: fatty acid biosynthetic process. The transcript has a single exon. Gene Ontology annotation, molecular function: acyltransferase activity, transferring groups other than amino-acyl groups. The record is from RefSeq and is a predicted model, not a curated record. Bases 39 to 1427 code for a protein of 462 amino acids. Gene Ontology annotation, cellular component: membrane.
GUAUAAUUAGAAAUACUCCUUCUGAUCUCUGUGUUUCCAUGGAGUUUUUAAUUGUACUACCGUAUCUUUUAUCUCUUCUUUACCUUGUGUUUCAUCUCUGUGAGCUGGUAUCUCGAAGAAGAGACCGCUGUUGCUAUAUGUUAGCCUAUGAGUGUUACAAAGCAACCGAUGAUGCCAGGCUCGACACUGGGUCGAGCGCAAAAAUUGUUUUCAGAAACAAGAAUUUAGGCUUGGAAGAAUUCAGAUUUCUCCUACAAACCAUUGUGAAUUCAGGCCUCGGAGAGCACACAUAUUGCCCCAAAAAUGUCAUUGCAGGAAGAGAAGAAUCGCCUUCUUUAAUCGAUGCUCUUUCGGAGAUCGAUGAUAUUAUGUUUAACACGCUUGAUCGCGUCUUUGAGGAGACUCAAAUUUCUCCCUCUAGUGUUGAUAUUCUCGUCGUCAAUGUGUCGCUGCUGCCUGGCCUUCCUUCUCUCUCAGCUCGCGUGAUGAAUCGAUACAAGAUGAGGGCUGAUGUCAAGGUUUUCAAUUUAGCCGGCAUGGGUUGCAGUGCAAGUCUUGUAGCGGUUGACCUUGUUCAACAGUUAUUCAAGUCGUACAAAUCCGCCAUUGCCGUUGUUGUUAGCUCUGAAUCUCUUGCUCCAAACUGGUAUUGCGGCAAAGAGAAAUCCAUGAUGCUCUCCAACUGUCUCUUCCGCUUAGGUGGCUGCUCCAUGGUGCUAACAAACAACAGAUUGUUAAAGCACAAAGCCAUCAUGAAGUUAAACCAUUCAGUGAGGACCCAUAUCGGCGCAAACGAUGAAGCAUACGGAUGCUGCUUUCAGAAAGAAGAUGAACUCGGCUACCGAGGCUUUCUUCUCACCAGAGCCCUACCAAAAGCCGCUGCUAUAGCUUUCUCCAUGAACCUCCAGGUUCUAGUACCCAAAAUUCUCCCCCUGAGAGAGCUAAUUCGAUAUGUAAUCAUCAGUCGACGCAGAAAAACCAAAGGCGCCGCUGCUAAUUUCUUUGACACAGCCAGCGCAGGCUUGAAUCUCAAAACGGGAGUCGAUCACUUCUGUUUACACCCUGGAGGAAGAGCUGUUAUUGACGGGAUUGGGAAGAGUUUAGGGUUGAACGAAUAUGAUUUAGAGCCAUCUCGAAUGGCGCUUCACCGAUUCGGAAACACCUCCGCCGGUGGCCUUUGGUAUGUUCUGGGCUACAUGGAGGCUAAAAAGAGGCUGAAGAAAGGCGAUAAAAUCCUGAUGGUGAGCGUCGGAGCUGGCUUCAAGUGCAACAACUGCGUCUGGGAAGUGAUGAAGAACUUGGAAGAUCCCAACGUGUGGGAAGAUUGCAUAGACCGCUAUCCUCCGAAAUCAACUGUUAACCCUUUCAUGGAGAAAUACAGUUGGCUCAACGACGACUGCUUGAACUUCGUUAAGUUUCAUAAUUAGACGCCAUAGCCAGAAUUGCUGGUUUAGUUUAUUUCCUUUUCAGGUUUGCCAUUUUCCAAGGUGAUGAUGGUCAAUUAAAACCCUAUCUCUGAAGCUGUAUUUAGAUCAACAAUAAAGAUAAAAUUUGGUCUCUGUUAAUGGAGACAUUAUUUAUGUAUUCAACAGAAAAUUAUUAUUUUAUCAUAAUGAACUGUAUGCCAAUUACCAAUUAA